GUACUCUUCUGACAUGUCCUACUCAUAAAAAAUCGACAGAUAUACAAAAAAAAAAAAAAAAAAGGAAGUAGUCCUCUUUUAUUUUUUUAUUUUUUUUAUCUGUUGAUUAGGACGGAAGAAAGUAUUGUUGGGUUGGGUUCCUACCUGCGUUUUUCCUCCCACCCACCCCUUUGCAUGCAUUUCUGGGUUGGCACAGUGACACGUCAGCUACAGCGACACGUCAGCAGUGCCACGUCAGACACAGUGACACUGCCACGUUUGACACAGCGCCACGUCAGCAGAGCCACGUCAGCAGAGCCACGUCAGCAACAUGAUGAGCCCAUUGCCGACUACAAAAAGCGCUUCGAGGCUCAGCUCGCUGUAAUCGAGGUUGAGGAACAACGCCAGCUGACAGUCAAGGCUGCCCAGCUACAGGCUGAAGAAGCGGCAACAGCAGAGAAGCUGCGGCUACAGGCCGAAGCAGACGCAAAUGCCCAGGCUCGCCGCAAGGAAGCCCAGGAUCUGCUGCAGCGGCAUGAAGCCAACGGCAUCGAGAGACUCAAGUUCUGGCACUUUGAACCAAACGGCAACGAGGCAACACCAGAAGAGCAGCAUAAGGAGUUUCUCUCCAAACUUGUGACACGGCUGUUGUACAAUUGCAACUACCAACAGUCUGAGUUGGAGAAACAGUACCAGGAUCUGACGCUACAGCAUCAGGAGUUGGCGAAGCUCCGCCGCACAGUGCAGAGCCACGAGGAUGCAACUCGGGCACUCAAUGCCCGAUUGUUGGACCUGGAACAGGCUGUACCAGGACCAGCUCUUGGGGCUUCCGGCAGUGCACCCUCUAGCCGCCAACAGGAGGAACGCGUUGACCACGUAGUGGCAAUGCUCGGUGAUAUAAGCACCUUCGCUGCGCCGACCACCAUCAGCAGUCAUCUGCAUACCUUGAAGACCGAGGUCCAGCAGCUGCAGUCGGCAAACACGGAUGGCAAUCCUAAGUUGUACAAGAUGCCAACUUUCCAACUAAAAAAGUUCGACGACUACACGCAGCAGGAUCCGGUCCUCUGGUGGGAAGCAUUCACGACGCAACUGAGGAUUCUGCCUGUCGCUAAGCAUGCGUGCAUCGGCGCCCUGUUCAUGAACUCAAAGGGCGGAUGCCAGAUCUGGUUGACCCACCUAGCAACCUCUCACGGCGUCGACGUACCAGACUUGAAGGACAAGAUCACAUGGGAGGAAUUGACACGGCUGUGGAAGAAACGGUUCAUCGUCGACGACGCGCCGACACUCGCCAUCAACCGUCUUUUCACCAUGUCACAGGGCAGCAAAGCAAAACGGGACUGGCUCACGGAAUGGCAGAAGAUUGCGGCAGUGCCCAAUCUGGACUUGCCAUUCACGCAUCUACGCCGUGAGUUCUACAACAGGUCCUGUGCUGCAUUGAGCCAGGCUCUUGGUGAUCGCGAGCAGUCAGCUGCACACGAGAAGUCAACAUGGCAGCCGACCUAUGUGGAGAAGGUACGAACUGGUCCGCGACCACAGCACUUCGCUGCAGUCCAAUCGGAUAGUGGAGAUAACCCAGCGGCCACUCCCGCAUCAGGUGACAGAGAUCAGGUGGCUGUUGUCCAGCCGCGAAGCAACAACAAGUCCCGCAAUAAUGAGAAGGCGAAACCAGCAUCGCAGGCCGGAAACGGACAGCCUCCAUGGGUUAAGUUCGGCUUGACCGAGGCGGAGUACAAGGUCCGCGGCCGCUACGGCAGCUGCUAUUGGUGCAACAGCACCAAGCACAAGUCCUCCUUGUGCCAGGAUCAGGGCAAGGAGGAUGUGCGACCCCGCCUCAACUUGGGAAACAAAGUUCCGCGGAAGUGGAUGCCCGUUCCCCCGACCGGACGAUUGUCGAAACCGCAUUGCAAUGUGCUCAUGGCACAACUGCGGGAUUACUCGCACACUGCAGGACCAGCUCCGUUGAUGGACGCCGGAGUAGAGGUUGUCGACCUUCACGCGUACAUUGUGAAGAUCGACCGCGAGUUCAAGACGCAACGGUACGAUGACAUCGACGCACCAUUGCUAUAUGGACGCAUUCAGAUCGGAGAGGCGACCUGCAACGCCUUAAUCGAUUGCGGAGCAUCUCGCAACUACAUCAGCGAGGACUUCAUGGUGCGCGUCGGCCUUGGCCCACGCGUCUGGAGGAAGUCCCAGCCUACGCAAGUCACCUUGGCGGACGGUCACACGCACAAGUCAAUCGACCGGUGCAUUGACAACGUCCGAGUGUACUUUGCCCCUCACGCAAGUGAGGYGGUGUCCUUUGACAUUCUGGACACCAAAUUUGACAUGAUCUUGGGCAUGUCAUGGCGGCGAAGCGAGGAUCACCCGGUGAACUUCUACCGCCGCAUCGUUCACGUUCGUGAUCGGAACGGAGUACUAGUCCCAUGCACGGUAGCUCCUCCUCACCCUUCAGUCAGCUGUCACGUGGUAUCCGCCGCAAGCAUGCAAGCUUCCAUCAUCAGAGACGUCAUCGAGGAGAUGGGGGUGUGUUUUCUCCACGCCCUCCCGCCCCAUGACGCUUCAUCGGUGGACUCAUCUUCGAAUCCACGCAUCACCGAGCUUCUCGACGCCUACAGCGACGUGUUCGAAGGCCCGCACGGAGUAGUACCGGAUCGGCCCAUCCGCCACGAGAUCAUCCUCGAGGACAGGGUCGUACCUCCGCGCGGUUGCAUCUACCGAAUGAGCGAGGAAGAGUUAAGUGUGCUCCGCGCACAACUCGACAACCUUCUAGAGAAAGGCUGGAUUCGGCCUAGCUCAUCGCCAUACGGUGCUCCUGUUCUCUUCGUCCGGAAGAAGAACAAGGACCUGCGGUUGUGCAUCGAUUAUCGCAAGCUCAACACACAGACAAUCAGGAACGUCGGUCCUCUCCCACGCAUCGACGACCUUCUCGAGCGACUGGGCGGCGCCAAGUUYUUCUCCAAGCUGGACCUCAAGUCGGGAUAUCACCAACUCGAGAUUCGCAAGGAGGAUUGUUACAAGACCGCGUUUAAGACGCGAUAUGGGCAUUUCGAAUGGCUGGUUAUGCCAUUUGGCCUUACGAAUGCCCCGACCACUUUCCAAGCGGCUAUGACAACGGAGUUCCGACACAUGCUGGAUCGCUUCGUACUUAUCUACCUCGAUGACAUUCUGGUCUACAGCCAGAGUUUGGAGGAGCAUGUGGAACACCUGCGCACCGUUUUGGAGCGGCUACGACAAACCAAGUACAAAGCCAACCGCCACAAGUGCGAAUUCGCGCGGCAGGAGCUGGAGUACUUGGGCCAUUAUGUGACGCCGCAAGGCAUCCGUCCGCUCGCGGACAAGAUCGAGGCCCUACGAGUCGACCCGACAGUCGACGGCAAGCGGGACGACCCGGUGUGGCAUUUCGUGGCCAGAGGGCGUUAUUUGGAUGGGUCGACGGCGGCGGGCAGGAAGAGCGGUCGUCGAUGCCUGUGCAGGUUGUGCGGGCGUUCGAUUUGUGGGGGCGCUAAAGCCGCCAAGGAGCACUUCUCGAAGAGCGAGAAGUUCCGAUGUGAGGCAGCCACUCCUGCUGUGUGGAAUGCGAUCUGGUGGAAGGACAUGACAAAAUGUCCAAAGGAGUUCGCGUAGGCCAUAGAAACGUUGCAGAGCCACUUGC
Molecule: messenger RNA, 3631 nt
Organism: Chara braunii
Lineage: Eukaryota; Viridiplantae; Streptophyta; Charophyceae; Charales; Characeae
Source: the annotation of a GenBank genome assembly